Molecule: messenger RNA, 874 nt
Organism: Parasteatoda tepidariorum (common house spider)
Lineage: Eukaryota; Metazoa; Arthropoda; Arachnida; Araneae; Theridiidae
Source: RefSeq, a predicted model, not a curated record
AUUUUUAUCGUUUUUUUUUUAUUUCUCUUUAACGAUUUUCUUUAUUUUACCUUUUAAACAUUGAAUUAUUUAUAUUUUGCUUGUAAAAAUGGCAAGCUGUGUUGCAUACUGUUGUACGAAUCGAUGGACAAAGAAAAUGCCUGGAAUUACAUUUCAGAGUUUUCCUAAAGAUGAAAAACGUAAACAGUUAUGGAUCAAAGCUGUGAGACGAGUUAAUUGGAAACCUUCUUCGUGUAGUAAAUUGUGUAAUGAGCAUUUCUCAGAAGAUAUGAUUGAUAGAACAAUAAAUCUGCUUGAUGGUCUUACAGAUUCAUUGAUUAAAAAAAAUUUAGUGAACAAAAACUCUUAUUGUUAAAUAAUUUAAAUAUUAAUUUACUCUAAUAAUUAUUAAGCUAUUUAUCAUUUUCAAUAUUAUUGCAAAAACCAUUUACAAGAUCGUGACAAAUUAAAGUAUUAAUUCAAAUUUUUUAACUAAUGCAUGAAAUGUUUUUUACAACUCUUAUUAAAAUUCAAUUCUUUUCAAAUAAUGACAAUGCUUCAAUAGAGGGAUAUAAUUUAUGAAGGGAAAGUUUUUCUUCUAAAAUUAAUAAAUGAAUGAAAAAAUUGUUAACAAUAAAGUUACGUUUUUUAAAAUUUUUGUUUUUUGUGUACUUUAAAAUGUGUGUAUAAAUAAGUGUAUAUUUUUAAAUUCUUAUCACUUGUAAUACAUUUAAUGCAAUAUUUUACUGUCGAAUAACCAACAUAUAUUAUUAAUAUUUGUGUGUGAAGAAUUAUUAUUCUUGACUAAUAAACUCUGAUAGUACUUACUCUAAAAAAAUAUGGAAAUUGAUUGUAUAAAAUGUAAAAAUAAAUAAAAUGAUUUAUUUUUCUUUUA